AUGUCUGAAAAGAUUCAGACAGAUAAGGGCUUAGAGUUUGUCGGUGAAACAACUCAAAAACUGUUUAAGGCAAAUAAUAUCCAUUGGUUCACAACUGAAAAUGUUGAAAUAAAAGCGGCAAUGAUCGAGAGAUGGAACCUUACGCUUGGGAAUAAAAUUAAGCUCUACUUAUCCGAAAACAACACGGAGAGGUACAUAGAUGUCUUGGAUCAAUUAGUGAAGAACUACAACAACUCCUACCACAGAAGUAUAAGGAUGACACCGGUUGAAGCCAGUAAAGAAGAAAACAGCGGAGAGGUGUAUCGUAACCUGUUCAGAGAAAAGACCAUACGCAAUCCUAAAUUUCAGGUAGGAGAUAAAGUAAGAAUAUCAUAUACAAGUCCACCUUCAGAAGAAGUUACCAAGCGACUUUUACGGAUGAAAUAUUUGUCAUCUCCGAUGUAUUGA
Molecule: messenger RNA, 447 nt
Organism: Argiope bruennichi
Lineage: Eukaryota; Metazoa; Arthropoda; Arachnida; Araneae; Araneidae
Exons: 1
Coding region: 1-447 (148 amino acids)
Biological process (GO): DNA integration
Molecular function (GO): nucleic acid binding
Source: RefSeq, a predicted model, not a curated record